Drechmeria coniospora is the source of this 399-nucleotide messenger RNA. RefSeq lists its product as uncharacterized. The record is from RefSeq and is a predicted model, not a curated record. NCBI's taxonomy places the organism in Eukaryota, Fungi, Ascomycota, Sordariomycetes, Hypocreales, Ophiocordycipitaceae. Bases 1 to 399 code for a protein of 132 amino acids. The transcript has a single exon.
AUGCCGGAUCCCGAACCCACGCCGUCCUCGCACACGGGCAUCGACACCUGCCGUGCGCCCAUCACUCGUGCCCGCUCGUCACGUCUGGUUCGCGAUGCCUUUGUGCUCGCGCUCGUGGACCUGCGCGCGCGUGCCCUUUUUCGUCAACGUGCGCCGAAGCCCACGCCGGAGCCGUCGCGGCCGUUUCUCCCGCCCCCGCGCCUCGACCCUCGCACGAUACGAUGGGAGCAAACGGCAGACGCAACAGCGCACAUGCUUGCUGAAAGUGUCCAUGGACCGUACGGCGAGCAUGGCGAGUGGCUGCCCUCGUAUCUCCUCGUCGACGGAUGCACUCGUAUCAACUCGGAGGGUGAACACGUGCAACUACAACCACGCCUUUGUGCAUCCUACGGCCGAUGA